GCCCUGGCCGGGCAAGGGGCACUUGGUAGACCUCCCGCCCCCAGAGCCCCUUUACUCGCCGCAGAAGUGGCCAGGGAUUCACGAUGCUUCGGACCUGUCGUGUGCUCCGUUCCCAGGCUGGAUCCCCCACUGGGGGCUGGCAGCCCCUGAGCUUUGAUGGGGGUGCUUUUCAUCUCAAAGGCACAGGAGAACUGACACGAGCUUUGCUGGUGCUACGGCUGUGCGCCUGGCCCCCUCUGGUCACACACGGCCUGGUGCUCCAGGCCUGGUCUCAGCGACUCCUGGGCUCCCGGCUCUCGGGAGCGUUUCUCCGAGCAUCCUUCUACGGGCAGUUUGUGGCUGGUGAGACAGCAGAGGAGGUGAAGGGCUGCGUCCAACAGCUCCAGACCCUAGGCCUUCGACCCCUGCUGGCGGUACCCAUCGAAGAGGAGCCAGACUCAGCUGUCAAGGCUGGCGAGGCGUGGUAUGAGGGGAACCUCAGUGCUAUGCUUCGGUGCGUGGACAUGUCACGAGGCGUCCUGGAGACCCCCAGCCCGACUGGGAACAUCCUUAUGCAGCUGAAGAUGACGGCGCUGACCAGUACUCAGCUCUGUAAGGAGCUAACCUCCUGGAUCAGAAAACCGGGGGCUUCCUUGGAGCUGAGCCCCGAGAGGCUGGCAGAAGCCAUGGACUCUGGGCAGGACCUCCAGAUCUCCUGCCUCAACGCCCAGCAAAACCACCAUCUCCAGGCCUCUCUGAGCCGCUUGCACCGGGUAGUACAGCAUGCCCGGGCCCAGCGUGUGAGGAUCCUGGUGGAUGCCGAGUACACCUUCCUGAACCCUGCUCUCUGUCUGCUGGUGGACGCCCUGGCCCUGCGCUGGAACGGCCCCGGGGAGGGCGGGCCCUGGGUGUGGAACACUUACCAGGCCUAUCUGAAGGACACACACGAGCGGCUGAGGAGGGCCGCGGAGGCCGCUGACAGGGCUGGCCGGGCCUUUGGAGUCAAGUUGGUCCGAGGGGCGUAUCUGGACAAGGAGAGAGAGGUGGCUCGGCACCAAGGGACCGAAGACCCCAUUCAGCCCAACUAUGAGGCUACCAAUCAGAGUUACAGCCGUUGUCUGGAGCUGAUGCUGACUCAAGUGUCCCACCGGGGCCCCAUGUGCCACCUCAUGGUGGCUUCCCACAAUGAGGAAUCUGUUCACCAUGCCACCAAGCGCAUGUGGGACCUGGGCAUUCCUCUGGAUGGGCCUGUCUGUUUUGGACAACUUCUAGGGAUGUGUGACCACGUCUCCUUGGCAUUGGGGCAGGCCGGCUAUGCCGUGUAUAAGUCCAUCCCUUAUGGUUCCCUGGAGGAGGUGAUCCCCUACCUGAUCCGGAGGGCCCAGGAGAACCGGAGCGUGCUGCAGGGUGCCCGCAAGGAACAGACACUGCUCAGCCAAGAACUCAAGCGGAGACUGCUGAGACGGGGCCUGAGGGCACCCCAUUAGCAUCCCCAAGGGUCAUGUGGUUAAUAAAGAUCCUGAGCUAUUGCCCAGGCUGCUGCCCUGCACAGAAGCUGCCUCCUUGGGGAAAGGCUAUUCUCUCUCUCUCUCUCUCUUUAAGAUUUAUUUAUUUGAGAGAGAGAGCAUGAGUUUUUGGGAGGAGCAGAGAGAGAGGGAGAACCAGACUCUACUGAGCAGGGAGCCCUAUGUGAGGCUCUAUCUGGGGACUCUGGGUUAUGACCUGAGCCAAAGGCAGAUACUUAACCAACCAAGCCACCCAGGUGCCCCAUGGGAAGGGCAGCUCUAGAGAGACUGCUAGCUGACCCCAGAGCACAGCAAGGGUAUCGAUCACAGGCAGGCCAGACAAUGGCACCUUUGGUGCCAGACUUCAGGGCUUGGACUCUGCCCCAAGGGCCGUGCGGAGUCAGGAGGGUUUCACGUAAGGGAGGGACAGGGUUUGGCUUUAGAAAAAGUCCCCCGGCUACCAUGCAGUGGGUGUCCCAGAGCAGGGCGACAGGCUGGGAGCCCAAGGGAAGCUGGACUAAGAAACCCCCGCUGGCAGCUGGAGCAGGGCGGGGCUGUAUCAACCGGAGGGGGGCUGGUGGGGAGGACCAGCUGGAGGCUGAGAGGCUGGAUGGGA
This is a messenger RNA of Nyctereutes procyonoides (raccoon dog), 2100 nucleotides long. RefSeq names its product proline dehydrogenase 2 (gene PRODH2). Gene Ontology annotation, cellular component: mitochondrion. The transcript has 10 exons. The coding region runs from base 84 to 1466 and encodes 460 amino acids. Gene Ontology annotation, molecular function: proline dehydrogenase activity; FAD binding. Lineage: Eukaryota; Metazoa; Chordata; Mammalia; Carnivora; Canidae. The record is from RefSeq and is a predicted model, not a curated record.